GAAGAAGUUUGGCGUAAAGCAGUGGAUUGUGGUUAUGAGAACGAUGUGUUUGUUGGGUCAUCUAUGUUGAAUUUGUAUGCCAAGUGUGGCAGAAUGGAUGCGGCUUUAAUUGUGUUCAAUAAGAUGCAAAGAAAGGACAUUGUUUCUUGGAGUUCUAUGAUAAAAGGGUUUGCGUGUAAUGGCCAGCCAUGCGAAGCAGUCAAUGUUUAUAGAAGGAUGCAAAAGGAGGGGAUUGAAGGAGAUGCGGUUGUGAUGGUGGGGUUGAUUAAAGCUUGUGUUAAUCUUGGGGACUCGAAAGUGGGGCUCUCUAUUCAUGGUUAUACGAUUAGGAAAGAUCUUGAUUUGGAUGUUAUAGUUCAAACCAGCCUUGUGGAUAUGUAUGCUAAGAACGGACAUUUUAAUCUUGCUUCUCGUGUUUUCAAGAAGAUGCCCCAUAAAGAAAUUGUUUCUUGGGCUGCACUAAUGUCUGGCUUCGCUCAAAAUGGUUUGCCAGGAAAUACACUUGAACUGUUGAUUGAGAUGCAGAGUUGCGGGUGUGAACCCAAUUCGGUGUCUCUCAUGACUGCACUUUUGGCAUGUACACAAAUUGGUUUUCUGAAAUUGGGCAAGUCCAUACAUGGAUAUAUUGUCAGGAGGCUUGAUUUUGAUAAGGUUUUAGGUACUGCAGUGAUUGACAUGUAUUCAAAAUGUGGAGCACCUUCUUGUGCACGUGCAGUCUUUGAUCGGAUGGAUUCUAGGGACGUAAUCUCUUGGAAUGUAAUAAUUGAUAGCAAUGGGAUCCAUGGACGUGCAAAGGAAGCUCUGACACUCUUCCUCCAGAUGAUAGAAACAAAGCUCAAACCAGAUCAUUCUACUUUUGCAUCCCUUCUUUCAGCUCUUAGUCACUCAGGACUAGUGGAAGAGGGUCGAUACUGGUUUGAUCUCAUGGUUAGUGAAUAUAAAAUUCGACCAACUGAUAAGCACUAUGCUUGUAUGGUUGAUCUUUUGGCCCGUGCCGGACAAGUGGAAGAAGCACUUGAGCUUAUAAAGUCCAUGAACAAUGAACCUGGGCUUGCUGUUUGGGUUACCCUCUUAUCAGGUUGCCGUAAUCAUAGGAAGUUGUCAACUGGAGAGAUUGUGGCAAAGAAGGUCCUUGAGUUAAGUCCGGAUGACUUGGGAAUUCAUUCGCUGGUCUCAAACUUCUUUGCCAUGGGAAAGAAGUGGGACGAAGUGGCUGAAGUAAGGAAGGUAAUGAGAAAGACAGGGAUGAAGAAAGUGCCUGGCUAUAGUGCAGUUGAAGUGAACGGGGAGCUCCAUUCAUUUAUAAUGGAAGAUAAGAGCCACCAUCAAUAUGGAAAUAUUGCGUAUCUAUUGGAUAACUUGGAUCAAGAGAUGAGAGUAAAAGCAUGUCUUCCGGAGAUUGAAUAUUGCAUUAGCUGACAAGAAACUGAACGAAAAUGUCUGAUCAGAGUGAACGAACCAGAUUACUGAUUAAAAAGAACCUUAAAAUGGGUGUAGAUAACCGUGAAGCAACCAAGUUCACCUUCAAAACAAUGUAAUAGAGGACUUUUGAGAGAAAUUUGAAGACUUUCAUAGUUCAAGGAUUUGGUCUCUUGUUGG
Pistacia vera is the source of this 1599-nucleotide messenger RNA. Its product is annotated as putative pentatricopeptide repeat-containing protein At3g25060, mitochondrial. Gene Ontology annotation, biological process: RNA modification. Lineage: Eukaryota; Viridiplantae; Streptophyta; Magnoliopsida; Sapindales; Anacardiaceae. The record is from RefSeq and is a predicted model, not a curated record. The annotation marks the transcript as partial. The transcript has a single exon. Gene Ontology annotation, molecular function: RNA binding; protein binding.